Messenger RNA from Peromyscus californicus insignis, 417 nucleotides. Its product is annotated as phospholipase A2-like. Gene Ontology annotation, molecular function: signaling receptor binding; phospholipid binding; calcium ion binding. The transcript is spliced from 4 exons. Lineage: Eukaryota; Metazoa; Chordata; Mammalia; Rodentia; Cricetidae. Gene Ontology annotation, biological process: positive regulation of fibroblast proliferation; fatty acid biosynthetic process; phospholipid metabolic process. The record is from RefSeq and is a predicted model, not a curated record. The coding region runs from base 1 to 417 and encodes 138 amino acids.
AUGGUGUUUAUCCAGGGACGAGCAGGCCCUAAUGCACACAGCAUCAGCCCUCAGGCUGUGUGGCAGUUCAACAAUGCGUUCAAGUGCACCACUACUCUGAUUGAACCCUUUUCAGACUACAGUUACUAUGGCUGCUACUGUGGCUUGUUGAGAUUCGGCGAUCCAGAUGAAGACUUAGACAGGUGCUGCCAGACUCAUGACCACUGUUAUGCUCAGAUCAAGAAGCUAGAAAACUGCAAAUUCUUCAUAAGGAAUCCCUACACCAGCUUAUACUUGGACUUGUGUUCUGGGAAUGAGAUCACCUGCAGUGACAAAAACAACCCCUGUGAGGCCUUCAUCUGCAACUGUGACUGCGAGACUGCCAUCUGCUUCUCCCAAGCUCCAUACAACAAGAAUUACAAAGGCAAAUACUGUUAG